Messenger RNA from Benincasa hispida (wax gourd), 1696 nucleotides. Its product is annotated as auxin-responsive protein IAA27-like. Gene Ontology annotation, cellular component: nucleus. Gene Ontology annotation, biological process: regulation of DNA-templated transcription. Lineage: Eukaryota; Viridiplantae; Streptophyta; Magnoliopsida; Cucurbitales; Cucurbitaceae. The record is from RefSeq and is a predicted model, not a curated record.
UGUUCUAUCAUUCUACUUUUAUCGAAACCCUCAUCAGAAAUGACACAGAAGAAACCAUAUCUCACAAAAAAUCACUCCUAAUUUCAAACUAAUCGGCUUUUGCUAAACACCCUUUUAUGUUUUUUGUUAGUAUGAGGCAUCAAUAUAAGAAAAUGGUGUUUGUUUACAGUGUUUUAAUCUCUAUUUAACUCUGUUUUUCAAUUCACUUAUAUAAUUGGGGAAAAGGAAAAGUUGCUAUUGCUACAGAAAGGGUCAACGAAACUUCUUUUUGUGUAUAAACAAAGCUUACACAGACCAAUCUCUACUCUCUUUGUGUUGAAAUAAGCUUCUGUUUCUUGCAAUUUUGAAGAACUUGGUUCUGUCAUUUUGAUGUCUAAACCCUUAGAACAUAAUUACAUAGGAUUACCGGAGGCUUCUUCAAUGGAAAGAAACCCCGAGAAGAAUCCUUCGUCGUCUUCUUCUGCUUCUUCUUCUUCUUCUCUUGUUACUAACGAGGACAAGAAAUGUGUUACUGUGAGUUUCAAGGACACUGAAUUGAGGCUCGGUUUACCUGGUUCUCAAUCUCCUGAGAGGAAACUGGGAAGUGGGAUUUCACUCUUCGGCAAUGAUUCUGAGGAUGAACAGAGUAAUGGGUUCUCUUCUGCUUGUCCUUUGAAUUUGAAGAAUCUUGUUUCUGGGUCUAAGAGGGGUUUCUCGGACGCCAUUGAUGGGUCUUCUGCAAAAUGGGUUUUCUCUGGGAAUAAUCGAUCUGAGGUUAAGUUAAGUGAAGGGGCUGUCCUUUUCUCGCCCAAAAGUGGGAAGCCGGCGAUUGGUGGCUUAGGGAGCAAUGUUAAUGCGCCACAAUCGUGUGUUACUUUGAAGGCUGUGAAGGAAGUGCUUCCUGUUCCUCAAUCUUCAAAUCCUGUUCAGGAGAAGAAGCCGCAGGUUUCAGAAAAUGGUGGUGCUCCUUUGGCUAAAGCACAGGUUGUGGGAUGGCCACCCAUUCGAUCCUUCAGGAAGAACACCAUGACAUCUACCAAUUCGACAAAGAACACUGAUGAAGGCGAGGGAAAAUCGGGAUCAUCUGGUUGCCUCUAUGUAAAAGUUAGCAUGGAAGGCGCUCCAUAUCUAAGGAAGGUUGAUCUCAAACUGUACAGCAACUAUUCUGAACUGUCAUUGGCUCUGGAGAAGAUGUUUAGCUGCUUCACUAUUGGGCAGUGUGGUACUGAAGGACUUCCAACUAAAGAGCGGCUGAGUGAAAGUAAUUUGAAGGAUUUCCUCCAUGGGUCUGAGUAUGUGCUGACAUGUGAAGAUAAAGAUGGAGAUUGGAUGCUUGUUGGUGAUGUCCCUUGGGAGAUGUUCACUGAUUCGUGUAGAAGACUCCGAAUCAUGAAAGGUUCUGAAGCAAUUGGACUAGCGCCAAGGGCCUUAGAGAAGUGCAAGAACCGAAACUAGCGAGAUGAAGUCCCGGCAAGACCUAGAGAUGACAUCUCCUGGGAUUGUGAAAAAAGCCCCCCUUGUUUUAAAAAAGAAAUAUAUAUUAUUGUUCAUUAUGUUAUAAACUAAUGUUGUAUCUUAUGAAAUGCUAACAUUUUCCUGCUUGGUAGAUAAAAGAAUUUCACUGAAAGACACUGAGUGUUGUGUGUUUAAAUGUUAAUUGUUAUUGCUUCCCUCUUAAAGCAAAGAGUGAAUCCUAUGGAAUCUGUUUGCACUUGCA